Linderina pennispora is the source of this 908-nucleotide messenger RNA. RefSeq lists its product as uncharacterized. The coding region runs from base 298 to 747 and encodes 149 amino acids. Lineage: Eukaryota; Fungi; Kickxellomycota; Kickxellomycetes; Kickxellales; Kickxellaceae. The record is from RefSeq and is a predicted model, not a curated record. The transcript has a single exon.
UGGCCAACUCUGCAGCAGGUGCUAGCAGCUGGCCCGAAGCAGCCCACUUGGAACUCUGGCUCAUAGGCAUCGCUGUUGCCUCUUGCCUGAAUCUGAUGUGGUGCUGCCAAUCAGCGAGCAUCGGCAUGUUCAGAACCAGGCCUUGUUGCUGGCGCACCACAUUUGCCAUGUGCAUCAAAAGCUACUGGCGGAGCUUAAACAAAAUGCGGUGACAAUUACUUCUACUGCGAGACACACAAAUGCCUAUUUUCGCUCUCUCCAUGAUGUACUGCUGUCCGGGGCUGGGUCUGGUCUCCAAUGUCUGCCCUUGCUAGGGCUGCUGCCAGACCUGACGUAUCCGGGGCUGCCAGGACGAAGAGGCGUGUCCCCGCUGCACUGCUCAAUUUCAGACGGGUUGUUCUGCGGCAGCCGCUUGUUCCUGCGCUCAUCCCUGGGGUCGCCACCACCAUGUCUACCUCUGCCAUCGCUCCCUCUCCCGUUUCCACGGCCUUUGUUACUGCUGCGGAUUCUCCCUCCACGAUUCUUGCCGAUAUCUUGAGCCUGGGCUGGUGGAGCCUAUUGUGCCCUGGUCGACGCCCCCUUCUCACAUCCAAUGCCGAAGCCCCGCCGUCGGCAUGGGAUACUAGUGUCGCUGAUGCCUCUGCCAUGAGCGGAUAUCAGUGCUGCCCCUUGCACCGGUGUCAGAGAUCUGGCACAGGUCGGAAGUCCUUAUCCGAAGGCUCUUGUGCAAUGAGCAAAGUCGCGUAGUCAAUAGGAUCGCUUGCCACAAUGCUGAAACCAACACUGGCUAGCUUAUCUUGUAAUGGUUCCCCAGGCGGUGGGUCCUGGCCAACGGUUUCAGCUGGAAUGACCUCAGGCACAUUCACCUGAAUGCCGACAUUGUGCGUCCUGGGUCUAGCCACGGGAUG